AUGCCACCAUUCUCCGCUUCGUCAUCCCUUACACUGAGAGCCUUACCAAUCCGGCCUACACCAUUUACCCUCAGAAGGUCGCUGCAGAUGGUGACUACGACUACCACCACGGACGGCGGCACCAUGUAUUUCGGCUGGACGGGAGUUAACAGCAAUCCUGGCACUGCGAACGAAACCGUUCUUGUCGCAAACUUUACCACAGUGGGAGCCUUUGCUAUAACGGGAACAAGUGCUCUGGGUACAUCAGAAGCGGAGAGCUUGGUGGAGGCACACUGUGCCGCCGUCAACACUCCCCCGUACUUUUUUCCCCUGCCUGUGGAGCAGAAACCCGGGCCAGUUCCUUUGGCUUGGAAGAUGAACAAGACGAUCACACCCAUCGGCCCUUCAACUGUAGAUGCGCGGAGUGUGGUGGUAUUCCCAAGGAAGAGGCAGAUGUGGGUUAGUUUUAUGUCGGCCUUCGGAAAGGAGAUGAGUGCGUCUGCUGUGGUCGUGAGGCUCCGCUUGUCCCUCAGGCCCAAGCGCAAGUGGCGACCGUUCCGGGUGUUUUUGGAGCGGUUCAAAGUGGUGGGAGUGGGCGGAGGUAACAGCCUCAUUCAGCCCACCGUCGCUCUCAACAGGCACGGCGUGGGCAUCAUAGCAGCGUCACUGGCAGGGCGAUCCUUCUACCCCUCAGCUGCCUAUGGCACUCUCAACGCCAAUGUGGAUAUCGGCCGCGGGGUCGUUACUGGCCCGGGGAAGGCGCCUCUCGACGACUACUCUGCAACGAUUGACGAGGAGGGCAACGCGUGGGCGGCAGUGCAGUAUGUGCUGGGGCAGCCACGCACCGAGUGGAGCAACUGGGCUACCUUCGUCUUCAAAGUCGACCUGCAGGGGGGGGAGGACGGGGGGAAUGGGGGGGAUGGGGACGGGGGGAACGGGGACAGCGGAGGAAAUGGGGAUAAUGGGGGGAAUGGGGAUAACGGGGGGGAUGGUGAUAACGGGGGGAAUGGUGAUAAUGGGGGGAAUGGGGAUAACGGGGGGAAUGGGGACAAUGGGGGUCACGAGAGGAAGUAG
This is a messenger RNA of Closterium sp. Yama58-4, 1053 nucleotides long. The record is from the annotation of a GenBank genome assembly. NCBI's taxonomy places the organism in Eukaryota, Viridiplantae, Streptophyta, Zygnematophyceae, Desmidiales, Closteriaceae.